GAGAAGACGAAAUUAACUGUUAUCACGAUAUUACAUAAAUAGAUUUAGUUUAAUUUUCUGCGCGAGGGAAAUAUCCAAUUAUUAGGAAGCCGUAUACUUUGUUGCACGAUGCUUGCAUGACGGAAGGUCAUUUGCCUCUAAAUAAGAACAGUCUCAUGGUACAAAUAAAAAAAGGCACUUUGUUCUCGACCCAACGACGUGAAAAAUGUCACAAACACCGGAAGUGCAAUAAUUAGAAUCAUUUCAUUUGAUAUAUAAUUUUUUUUCCCCGGUGUAAUGUCAUUGUAUCACCAGUUCGCAUUUCGAAAACGGAGAAAAGUAGAUCGUUAUGCUCACGCGAGAUGAUGGUAUGGGAGCGCUACAAAACGAUCAGCUACUGCUGAUUCCCACCAGUUUCCUCUAGUAUCUAGUGCAAGGCGAUACUGUAAAAGCCUUUAGUGCAGCGCGCCAUUCGAGACUUUCGGGUACUCGACAAUGAUCCCAUCUUUUCUGGUGCCAAUGCUCUGUCAAUUGUAUAUUGUUCGAAGAGGAGACACUAUAUUGCAUCUGACUCUGCUUCCCACCGGUACGUGCUUCUAUUGCUGCCCCAUCCAGUUGAAUCGGGACGUCCAAUUUCUAUUGUACACCAGGCGGAAUCCAACGUAUCCAAAUAUACUGGACUUUAACGAUGCCACAACGUUGCGGAAGAGCAAUUUCAAUGUUAAACAUCCGACAAUCAUUUACAUUCAUGGAUACAGCGAUAGUAGUUCAGGAAAAGGCCCUAUUUCUAUACGGAAUGCUUAUCUCCGUCGUGGGCAGUAUAACGUGAUAUUGAUCAACUGGCCCAAACUGGCGGUCCUACCGUGGUACAUAACGGCCGUAAGAAAUGCCAAAGUCAUCGGACCUUACUUGGCGCACAUGAUAAGUUGGCUCGUCGCAGAAAAAGCUGUCUCCCUGCCCGAACUUCAUGUAAUCGGCUUUAGUUUGGGCGCGGAAGUUGCUGGUUUCAUGGGGAAGGCUUUGGCACCUCGAAAGAUAGGUAGAAUCACCGGGUUGGACCCGGCUUAUCCGUUGUACAUGAAUACCGGGGAGGACGGUCACUUGACAUGGGCUGACGCCGUCUUCGUCGAUGUCAUUCAUACUGACGGCGGCAAUUUUGGAUUCCCUCAUCCACUUGGUCACGUCGAUUUUUACCCGAACGGCGGCGUGAGACGGCAGCCCGGUUGCGAUUUGAAGAGCAUCGUUCGCAUGGGCUUCAGGAAACUCAUAAAUCAAUACAUUACCUGUGGGCACAACCGAGCUUGGCGUUAUUACGCGGAAUCAGUGGAGAACCCCUACGGGUUCCCCGCAAGUCGGUGCCCAAAAUGGCGACCCGGGAUUCAGGCGAACUGCGCGUGGAAACCUGAGGCUCACAUGGGUUUCGCAGCCGAUUCCAAGUAUCGAGGAAAAUUUUACUUGAGCACGAACUCGCGAACACCGUAUGCCAAGAAUUUGACGUAUCACAAGCUUAGCAAAUGAGGAUCGUCGCGCGGCAAUCUUGAUUUGGAUGAACCAGAUUAAGAAGUGAAACGAUUUUCCACGAUCGCUCCCGCCAAGAUGAACGUCUUGGCUCAAGCUCAGGAGCAUAAAAAUAUUGUUUUCUUUGGGGGGGGGGAGUAUUUUUUAUACGACGUUUUUGCGGGAAAGUCUGUAUUCCCGUUGCUUCAGUAUUCGCUACAAACGAUUCGCAUGGUCUCAAUUAGCUUUACUUUUUCUCUUUAGAGGAUUACUAAAGUGACAACGGAAGAAUUUUUUUUCCUGCAAUAACAAACAAGGUUCGUGAUGGAAUGCGGUUUGGUGUAGUAACGAUAUCAAAAAGCUCGAUUCGAAUUGCGAUAAGUUAAAGGGAAAGCAACACUUGUUUCGACUGUUUUAAUGCCAAGCAUUGUGAUCUCGUGCCAGAUAGCAGCGCAUUGUUUACAACGUUUAUCGUUCUGACUUUAAUUGUCAAUGAUAUACGAGUAACAGUCACAUAACAUGAUUAUAGCUAUACGUCCAUACAGGUAAAAUACAUGACUGCAACUCUACAAUAGUGGAACGUGACUUGAAGAAUACUUUUACGUGAUAAAUAGUAUAUUAGAAACGAACCUAACUUUUAUAUAAGAAUAUAAUGGAACAAUUUGUUGUGUGACAGUGUGUUUUCCGUUUGUUAAAACUUUGUUAAAAUGUCAUAUCUAUCGUUUAAAAACAAUGAUUUUAUGUAUCUGUGUAGAAAGCGCGAGACAGAAUGUCGGAAUAAGAACGCUAAUAAUGGAGGGAG
Messenger RNA from Vollenhovia emeryi, 2278 nucleotides. Its product is annotated as pancreatic lipase-related protein 2-like. Gene Ontology annotation, molecular function: lipase activity. The record is from RefSeq and is a predicted model, not a curated record. The transcript is spliced from 6 exons. Gene Ontology annotation, biological process: lipid metabolic process. The coding region runs from base 475 to 1497 and encodes 340 amino acids. NCBI's taxonomy places the organism in Eukaryota, Metazoa, Arthropoda, Insecta, Hymenoptera, Formicidae.